CGCCAGGCGCCGGGGCCGGCAUGGCGUGGCCCUGCAUCAGCCGCCUCUGCUGCCUGGCGCGGCGCUGGAACCAGCUGGACCGAUCCGACGUGGCCGUGCCACUGACCCUGCACAGCUACUCCGACCUCGAGAGCGAGAAGCCGGGCCUGGGCGGUGCCACCUCGCGCAGGGGCCCGUCCCCCGCAAGCGCGCGGGACCCCGGCCGGGACGUGCCGCUUACUCAGUACCAGCGGGACUUCGGCGUGUGGACGGCGCCCGCGGGGCCCAGAGAUGCAACACUGGGGCGCGAGCCGGGAGCGGGCGGGCGCAGGAUCAAGCCCCCCGCGCCCUACAGCCGGGGGGUCUACGUGCUCCCCGUCGGCGACGCAGAUGCGGCUGCAGCGGCGACCACAUCGUACAGACAGGAAUUCCAGGCUUGGACUGGAGUGAAGCCAUCGAGAUCCACAAAGGUGAAACCCGCCGCAGUCAUCACAACCCACAGCUCUGGAUGGGACAGCAGCCCCGGGGCUGGCUUCCAGGUCCCUGAGGUGAGGAAGAAGUUCGCCCCUAACCCCUCAGCCAUCUUUCAGGCCUCAGCUCCCCGGAUCCUCAACGUGUGAUUGCCCACGGAGAGAAGCGAGCAGCCACAGAGGAUCAGAACCCACUGCCCGGGGACUGGGGUGAGGUCUCAGGACCAGACGGCCCCUGCUGUCAGAGGGGGAGGGUCCUCCGUUCUCACCGUGGGGCACUACUUCCUCUCCAAGCUGCACGAGGCCACGGGCAGAGCAGAGGCACAGAGGGACACAGCACCACCCAGCUCAGCUCUGGGCCUCAGAGACGUGUGCGGAAGGCUUCAGAUCUUUUUUAAUUGCCUCUUUUGGCCACCCUUCAUUUUUUAAAUCUGAAGAACUUGAUCAAUUCUGUGAACUGAAUUGGUCGCUGAGGGCUGAGGAAUAUGGACAUAACAGGUCCUUGAAAGAUCUAGUAAUGUCCACGUUAUUGUUUUUGCAGGCUGCACGAUAAUUUUAUAAC
Eubalaena glacialis (North Atlantic right whale) is the source of this 1011-nucleotide messenger RNA. It is a transcript of the gene MAP6D1, whose product is annotated as MAP6 domain containing 1. The transcript is spliced from 3 exons. Gene Ontology annotation, biological process: regulation of microtubule cytoskeleton organization; microtubule cytoskeleton organization; cytoskeleton-dependent intracellular transport. Lineage: Eukaryota; Metazoa; Chordata; Mammalia; Artiodactyla; Balaenidae. Gene Ontology annotation, molecular function: microtubule binding; calmodulin binding. The record is from RefSeq and is a predicted model, not a curated record. The coding region runs from base 21 to 599 and encodes 192 amino acids. Gene Ontology annotation, cellular component: microtubule; Golgi-associated vesicle; cis-Golgi network.